Molecule: messenger RNA, 702 nt
Organism: Rosa chinensis
Lineage: Eukaryota; Viridiplantae; Streptophyta; Magnoliopsida; Rosales; Rosaceae
Exons: 3
Coding region: 298-618 (106 amino acids)
Source: RefSeq, a predicted model, not a curated record
AUCGAUCACCCUCACCUUGGCCCUUCCAGGUUCAUUCCAAUUUCAUUGAAUUUCCUAUCCAAUUUCAUUGAACGGGGCUUAACAUUGAAAUCUAAUUGACUUUUCCUGCAGUUUUGGCAAGAGAAGGAUAAAGUAGCUUAUCUUGUGAGACAAUACUUCUUGAAUAAUCUACAUGGGGAAGAAGAAGAAAGCAAUAGAGUAGAAGAAGAAAGAUGGCGAGGUACGAUAGGGCCAUUACAGUUUUUUCUCCCGACAACCAGCUCUUCCAGGUUGAGUACGCCCUCGAAGCCGUGUGAAAUGGUAACGCCGCUGUCGGCAUCCGUGGUACUGACACCAUCGUUCUUGGCGUCGAGAAGAAGUCCACUGCUAAGCUUCAGGACUCCAGGGAAUUAUAACAUAUACAUACUCAUAUAUAUCUUCCACUUUCGCUGUGACAUGCACUCAGAACUGGAGCCUGGAGCCUCAAGUCUGAAGCCUGAAGAGAGCAAAGCUAAAGCAGUCGUAAAAUGGAGAGUAGUGAAGGAGAAGAGGUUUCCUAUCAUUAAAGGCAUCACUCCCCAGUCCAAAGUUAACUCUUUUUACCAAUCCCACACCGAAAAUGUUUGCUCCAUCCCCUGAUCCAUCACUAAGUAUCGAGUUUUAUGAUCAAACUCCAAAGCAACAAUCAGUCCUAGGGUAUGUUGUUGACUCAUCACAAAUAGG